Messenger RNA from Lytechinus pictus (painted urchin), 5117 nucleotides. Its product is annotated as leucine-rich repeat protein lrrA-like. Gene Ontology annotation, biological process: signal transduction. The record is from RefSeq and is a predicted model, not a curated record. The transcript is spliced from 8 exons. Lineage: Eukaryota; Metazoa; Echinodermata; Echinoidea; Temnopleuroida; Toxopneustidae. Gene Ontology annotation, molecular function: protein binding. The coding region runs from base 140 to 2032 and encodes 630 amino acids.
AUACAACAUAAUACAACGCAGAGGGGAUCGGAGGAGUGAGAACACUGAAUUUUUAUUGUUGGUUGUCACUUUACCCCGUAAAGGAUUUUCUAAAGUCACAGUAGGAAAUAUUCUUUAGAGGAGUCUUUUGAGUGGUGGAAUGAUGUACAGAGGUGGAAAGUGUACUGCUGAAGAGGGGAGUGUACAAGAUGAAUCAGUUGAUCUGGAAUCUCAGGAAUUGUCUCAUUUUGACAUUGGUGCUCUUAAAGUAGCAGGUACUUGCAUCAGCAACAUCACAGAGCUGAAUUUGAAUUACAACAGCCUGUCUACAUUGCCGGUUGAUUUAUCCAGUGCUCUCCCGAGAAUACAAAUUCUUAGUUUGAGUGGAAAUGAUUUGAAAGAAUUGCCAUCUUCUAUAGGGAGUCUUGAAGAGCUCAGAAUUCUGACUGCCAAUGAAAAUGAGAUUGCGGUGCUCUCCACUGCUCUCUUUCAGCUCCACAGAUUGGAGGAGCUUCACCUCCUCGGGAACAGAUUAAAACAUUUGUCUCCAGAAAUCUGUCAUCUUAAAAAUCUCAGGAACUUAACUGUAGAAGACAACCAACUAAGUGACUUCCCGAGCACUCUGGGAGAUUUGGAGAAUUUACACACCCUUGAAGCAAGUGAAAAUCACCUUGAAUCUCUGCCUGUGAACUUUGGUAACCUCAGGAAUCUAACAAUCUUGAAUAUUGGCAGGAACAAACUUCUGGAGUUACCAGAUAGCUUUGGAGAUUUGCCCUCAUUACAGUAUGUAGAUGUAUCAAACAACUAUCUUCAAGAAUUGACCCCUCGGCUGACAUCGGCAUCCAGGUGCCUGGUGAAGUUCACUGCUGCUGACAAUCUUCUGAAGAAGUUUCCUCCUUGGAUUGCAGAACUCACUCAUAUCCGGGAAAUCUAUUUUGGAAACAAUUACUUAGAUCACGAGCUUCCAGAAAACUUUGGAACCGUAAGUGGAAACACUUUAAGACACAUGGAUGUUGGUGCAAAUUUCCUUGAUCAACUUCCCGAAGGUAUUGGACAGCUGAGAAAUGUUGAAACUCUUCAUUUUGGGAGCCACAUUAUGGAAAUUGAGAGGAGGGCCUUUCAGAACGGUAAUCGCAUCGCACAGCUUCCAGAAUCUUUCGGACAGAUGAUGAACCUCAGACAUUUGCGGCUAGAUGAAAAUCACCUGCAUAGUCUCCCGAAUAAUUUUGGGGAUUUAAGUUCCUUGGAAUACCUUGAUCUUGGGCAGAAUGUUCUGAGGAGGCUUCCUGCAUCUUUUGGCUGCCUGCGUUCACUGAAGACGUGUCUUCUGUCUAAGAACAAUAUAGAAUGCCUUCCAGAGAACUUUGGUAACCUGAGAUUACUAGAGAGACUUAGAAUCAAUGCAAACCAGCUGAAAGAACUUCCUGCAUCAUUUGAGCAGCUAGUGAAUCUUCAAACUCUUGAUCUGGUUGACAAUCAUCUAAGGGAGUUCCCUGCAUGCCUCAACAAACUAACCAGUCUAGUCAGAGUUGCUUUAGAUGAUAAUGACUUUGAGCUUGACAUUCCUGAAGUGUUGCACCUCGACUCAAGGGCUAAGUAUCCUGCUGAUGGCAUUCACAAGUUUGUCAGGACUACAGAGUUUCAUGAUACUGACAAGAUGACAAGUGCCCUUGCCAAUGCUGUUAAGAAAGGAGACUCUAUCUGGAAGUCACAUCUUUCUAAUGAUCAGGAUAUGCUGACUGCUACUCACCUACAAAAUGAAGGAAGUGACGGAGGGACUAGUGAAAGCUGUAGUCAUACCACUGAUGUAGAGUUUACCCAUGGCCUUGAUGAUGUCAUCCAUGAACCUGAAGAUUGGGAUAUGGAAGUAGAAGAUAACAACCCAUUUAGUUAUGAUGAUAUUCCUGUAUACCAACAUAAAACUUUGAGAAGUCCAAUUGGAACCAACGUUCUCAAAUUCAAUUUCGUACCGUCUGAUGAUCAUCCUCCGUGCCUUCCAGUCCCUGACCUUGACCUUGACUUUGAGGAUGGCCAAUUUGAAGACGCUGAUUGAUGACAAGAGUAUUAAAUGGAUGAAUGCAAUUGAUGGCGAUUGGUGACAAGAUCAACCAAAAGAUGAAUGCAAUUGAAGGUUAUUGAUGACAAAAUUUACCUAAAGAUGAAUUCAACUGUGGGUGAUCAAUGACGAGAAUAACCCAAAGAUGAGUGCAACUGAUAGUGAUUAAGCUACACAUGAAUGCAACUGAUAAUGAUUGAUGACAAGAUCAACCCAUGAACGCAACUGAUAGUGAUUGAUUACAAGAUCAACCCAUGAAUGCAACUGAUAGUGAUUGAUUACAAGAUCUACCCAUGAAUGCAACUUACAGUGGUUGAUGUCAAGAUCUAUCCAUGAAUGCAACUGAUAGUUAUUGAUGACAAGAUCUACCCAUGAAUGCAACUGAUAGUGAUUAAUGACACGAUCUACCCAUGAAUGCAACUGAUAGUGGUUGAUGACAUGAUCUACCCAUGAUUGCAACUGAUAGCGAUUGAUGACAAGAUCUACCCAUGAAUGCAAAUGAUAGUGAUUGAUGAUAUGAUCAACAUAAACACAAAUGCAAUUAAUGUUUAUCGAUGACAAGAUCUACCCAGAUUUGAAUUGCAGUUGAAGGUUAUUCUUAUUACAAGAGUAAGCCAACAAUGAAUGCAAUUGACUGUGAUUGCUAACAAGAGUAACCCAAAGAUGAGGGCAAUAGAUGGUGAUUGAUGACAAAAUCAACCCGUGAAUACAGUUGAUGGAUUUUGAUGACAAAAUCAACUAAACAUAAAUGCAAUUGAUUGUGAAUAAUGGUGAGAUCAACCCAAAGAUGAGUGCAAGUGAUGCUGAUCGAUGACAAGAUCUACCUGAAGAUGAAUGCAAUUGAGGGUGAUUGAUGACAAGAUCUAACCAUGAACACAGUCAAUAGCGAUUGAUGACAAGAUCAUCUAAAGAUGAAUGCAAUCGAUUGUGAAGGAUGGCAAGAGCACCCAAAGAUUAUUGCAAUUAUUAUUGAUAUGAUUUACCCAAAGAUGAAUGCAAUUAAUGGUGAUUUAUGAUAUUAACCCAAAGAUAAAUGCAACUUUAAAUGUAUGUAAGUGAUACACUGUUUGUAGAAAAUCUGAUUUUCUAUGUAUUCCUACCUCCUUUGAAAAUAUUGGUUAGUUGAGAUUAUCAGCUGUGCUACGUUACCAUUCUCUGAAAGCAACAGUCACAAACCAGUUGUUUACACUUGAUUAGAGAGAUUUCAGUGAAACUGUCAAAGAAUGGCAACUUGUCAAUGCUGAUAGCUAACUUGUGCCAUAAAAGGGUUCUAACAUUGGGGCAUUACAGUAACAUUUGGACAUUAAAGUCAUCUUACAGCUAAGCAUUUUUACACAUGAAAAACAAUGAGAAUAACAACCAACUGAGUAUAAUGUAAAUUAACAUUUUUGACCUUGACGUUAGCCUUCGUUUUAACAGUAUAUAGUAUUAAUGAAUCUUGGAUGAAACAAAGCAUUUUGAUAUUAUUCAAACAGGAAUUUCACUGAUAAUCUGUAUUGGUAUAAUGGAUUAUCAUGGAUAUUCAGUUCUAUAAUUUUGCCUGACAUUGUUCUGUAAUAAUGGUUCAAAGUUUUGGUAGUUACGUUAUGUUAUAAAUAAAGAAAAUGUUGGGAGUUGAGGUUAUGGGAGAGGCAUAUUUCCCUAGUGCAAAUAACAAAACAGGCACACAAAUUCUGAUAUUAACAAAAUUUUACAGCUCAUUUGGAAUUUUAACAAAAUUAUCUCUGUCACAUAAAUUGACUAUUUUUAUUUUAUUUAUUCAUUUUUAUUCAUUCAUUUUUUUUUUUUUUUUUUUUUUGGGGGGGGAUGGUUUCAGUAUUUGUGUGCCAAUCACAACUUGACUGUUAAUAAAUAUGGAUGACUUUAAUAUUACAUGGAAGGUAUAGUUGCUCAAAUCAGCAUGUGGUAUAUGAUGUAAAUAAUCAUGUUUUACACAUUGAAUGGAUGAGAGAAAUAAUCACAUUCUUGGCGAUAUGAAUAGUACAGGUGUGCACUAUGUUUCCUCAGCUGUUCUUUGGAAAUACAGCUACAUUCAAAUCAGCUGGGCAUCACAAGUUGGCCCAUCACCUUCAUAAACAGUAAUUAUUUCCUCAUUGAAAAGAUAUUUGGCAAAUAAAUGUAGGCCAUAUCCAAAUUCUAAUUUGAAAUGCAAUUAUGAAUGAUUUUUUGGACACAUUUUGCAAAAUCGCCAUGAUUGCGUGGACUUGCCUAGCUAAGUUUACAACUCAAAUUUGAUUUAUACAUGUGCAUAUUAACAGGAUCUGUACAUUUUUUUGUGACUUUAAUUUUUUUUCCUUAAAAUUGCGUCACAGUGAAAUAUUCUUUGUCCACGUUUUGAGGCUUAGUUGUGACAAAGUUGAUGGUUUUCCUGUGUUGGUCUUUGCAUUUGUUCCUCAGUGUGUAUUGGUAUUUUGUUAUGAAUUCUGUAUUUCUUCAAUAUUAAAUCAUCAACAUUAUUUUUCAUUUACUUUUUCAGAACUACCAUUAUUAUAGAAUACUUGCCACAGUGGGCUCUUUUUGGACGAUUGGUUUGAUUUGAAUGAUAUCUUAGGUUUGAUUGAGGUCAAUUCUAAUCAUUUGCUUAAUAUACCUUUGUUUUACAUUGUUGUCAAAGUUCUUUUAACAGUUACUUGUCAGGAAACAAAGGCAAAUACAAUAUUUUAUCGUUAUUAAUAAAAGCAAAUGAAAGCCAGUUUGUAAACAUUUUACCUCCUAUACUGGACACCAGGGGCCUUUGCAUGUACAACUUUCUUUAACUACAAGUAUGGUAACUUUGCCAUUAUUGUAACUACCGUGGAAACCUGGAUCAUGAUUGGCGGCCAAGCUCUUUUACCAUGGUACUCGCAAUAAUGGAAAGAUACCAUAGUUUUUUUACGAAACUUUUAUCCAAAAUGUUUUUACUGAACGGGCCCCAGACUUAAGCCCUGGCUCAUACUGAUUUUCUGACAGUUUAAAAGUCUGAUUAUGCAUUCUUUGUUUUCUUCUUGCAAUAAAACUGUAAAAUGGAAAUGGAUCCGAGUAUUAAAGUGGAAGAUUGAAGAUUACAUUGUUGUUGCAUAUCAUUAAAUGUAUUUUCCUAUUA